ACAUAUUAUCGAUUCUUUUCGACCAGAUAUUCGAUCAAAUAGUUUUAAAAGACCACAAUCGGAAAUGAAUAUUGCUAGUGGUAUACCUAAAUUCUUUCCAUUGAUGAUGAUUCAACAAGAAAAUAAUCCAUAUGUAAGAGAUGAUACAAUGUUUAUUAGAGUAAUGGUUGAUUUUGGUGACAUGCCAAAAGCAUUGUUACCAUAUGCAUUAAGUCUCAAUCCUGGAUUACCAACAAAUGUUCAACAAUACAUAAUCAAACAAGAAAUCGAAAGAAGGGCUCAACCGCAAGUUUCGGAGCAACACGUAAUAAGAAAUCAAUAA
This is a messenger RNA of Rotaria sordida, 322 nucleotides long. NCBI's taxonomy places the organism in Eukaryota, Metazoa, Rotifera, Eurotatoria, Philodinida, Philodinidae. The record is from the annotation of a GenBank genome assembly.